CCUACUCUUCUAGGAGAAGGGCUUGGGAACCAAGUCCCCUCCCCUCGAGGUGGACCUGUGUCUCCACUCUCCAGCAGGAAAUUCCAGGCUGGUGCAAGGUGACAGCAGCCGGUUAGUUGCGUAACCUGAUAAUGAUGGAACUGAGAUGCUGGGGAGGUGACUGGGGGUUACCCUCUGUGCAUCCUGAAUCCCUUGUUGUUCUGGCAUAUGCAAGAUUUGCUGGUGCUCCGCUGAAAGUGAAUCCUGUUGAUUACACAUGGGCAAGUCCAAAAGGUAUUGUGCCAAUCUUAAUAUCAGAAGAGAAUGUUAUUACACACCCAGCCAAGAUUCUGACUUUUUUUAGGAAACAGAAAUAUAAUGCAGAUUAUGUGCUAUCUGCAAAGGAGGGAUCUGAUACCCUGGCAUAUAUUGCACUACUUGAGGAGAAGCUGCUUCCUGCCUUGCUACAUACAUUUUGGGUUGAUACAGAAAAUUAUUCUAAUGUGACAAGACCAUGGUAUGCCUCGCGGACUCCAUUCCCACUAAAUUAUUACCUUCCUGGAAAGCUAUCUCGAGAAGCAGUGAACAGAAUUCUGGUCACAAAGGGGCAGCCACCUUUAUGCAGUUUAAAUGAAGUGGAAGCUCAGAUUUACAAGGAUGCCAAGGAAUGUCUGAAUCUUCUCUCUAACCGGUUGGGGACAUCACAGUUUUUCUUUGGGACUCUGCCUACAUCCCUGGAUGCUUAUGUGUUUGGUUUCGUAGCCCCUCUAUAUAAAGUUCAUCUUCCCAAAGUCCACUUGCAAGAACACCUGAAGCAGCUCUCUAACCUUUGCCAGUUUUGUGACAACAUCAUUGGAAGCUAUUUCAUGCAGAACAAUGCAGGUAUUUCUACUGUUGUCCAAGAAGCAAUAGAUGCAAAUCUUCAGAAGCUCACACAGCUUGUUAAUAAAGAAUCCAACCUAAUUGAAAAGAUGGAUGUUAAUCUCCGGAGAAGUCCUCAAAAUCGCCCUAAAAAACUAACAACCUUAAAGCCUUCGGCAACUACCGAAUAUGGAAAUUCCUCACAUAAUUUGACCACUUAAACAUUGUUAGCUUACACUUUGCUUCUAAGUGUCUCUGGCCUAACUUAAUUUACUAGUUGUGCACACUGCAAUGAUACAUUUGGACGUAUGCAUUGAUAUUGUGUGUAAUACACAGAAAACCAAUUGUUUGGUAUGAGUUUUUAUUUGGUUACUGUUUGGUUACUGUUCUUAACCAAAAGUCUUCAGGGAUUUGGAAGGUAUUGACAUUCAUGGAUAUAUAUAUAUAUAUAUAUAUAUAUAUAUAUAUAUAUAUAUAUAUAUAUAUAUAUAUUUGUGUGUAUGUAGUUCCUUUUUUUAACAUUUUCUGCUUUAUAAUAGGUAAAUCAUUUUUGUUUCCACAUUUUUAAAUAAUGGGUAAAUGGGAAAUCUUAGCACUGAUAUUGUAUCCCUUACAAAAUGCACACACUUGUUGUUAAACAGAAUUACCAAUGUACUGUAUUGGAGUUAAAUUAGUUUAUUCUGAUUAAAAUCACUCUUUUUGGUUUGCUUUUUAAUCUACUUUCAAGUGAUGGUAAACUUUCUUAUUUAUAAACAGAUCCAGAAUGUUAGAAAUAUAGUAGAUACAGUUUUAUUCAUCAGUUGUAACGAAGUUGUGCUUUAACUUUUCAAUGUAGCGCUGAAAUUUAAAUACCCCGCACUCUGGCCGGAUUUGUUUAUACAAAGGGGAAAGUUUACCAUCAGUUUCGGUCUUGUAGGGAUGUGCUCAAUGCGAUAGUCAUACAGGGCACCAACACAAGCAUUCAGACAUAGACUGUGGAGUCCUUUGUUUGUGAUGCUUUAAUCCACUGCUAUACUAUCAGCAUUAAACCAGAGGCAACUAUCCACAUUCCCAGUAUUACAGAAACCAAAGCUUUAUUAACAUUUCUUAAAAAUAACAGAAACCACUCUCUAAAACACAUUCUCUCUCUAGCACUCACACUUAUAUCUUUAUAUAAAUAAACCAUUCUUGUGAUAUUAAUCUUUAAUACUGUGUUAGCUCUUCUGCCACUAUUUGCAGCUAUUAUCAGUUUCUUUGGUGUUCUGUUUUAAUAUUAGUUCAUUAAUAUGGGCAUCACCUUGGUAAGCAUGACAGUGUAUGUAUAUAUCCCUUCCUGCAUAUGACCCUUCUAAGUACAGUUUCAAGAAGCUACUAAGAAAACUGGAAAGACUUUUUCCCUCCAAUUUAUAGGCAGAUGAGGGCCAGAAAACUUUAUUUCUAAGCGUAUUACUUGGCUUAAUAUCAGCUUUUAGAAGCCAGCGUUAAAUGUAUAUAUUGUGGUUUUCCUUGCAUACUUUUUCACUAUAUCGACCAGUUGAAUGUGUUUGCACUAAAGCAUGAAGCAGUUGGUGGAAAAGUCUUUUAGACCAUUGUUCUGUUACCUACACAGAGAUUUUCUACCAGUACAUUUUGUUUUUCACACUGAAAGAGGAAACAUUAAGACUGUUCAAGCUUGGCACACAUUUUUGAUUUGUGCUUAAAGGGACAUGAAACCCAAAACUUUUCUUUCAUGAUUCAGAUCAUCAAUUUUAAAGAACUUUCCAAUUUUCUUCUAUUAUCUAAUUUGCUUCAAUCUUUUGGUAUUGUUUGUUGAAGGAGCAGCAAUGCACUACUGGUAGCUAGCUGAAAGCCAAUGACACGAGGCAUACUGUAUAUGUGCAGACACCAAUCAGCAGCUUCUGAGCAUACAUAGGGACAUGGGUUUCAUGUCCCUUUAAGGGUUGUGGUCAAGCCCCGUUCUCCACUCUCUCCAAAUAGGUAUGAACUGACUAAAGCAGGAAGGGGUAUACGUGUGAUAGGGAUAGAGUUUCCCAACCCUUCAGAGGCAUUUUUAUCUUCUACCGGGGUCAUAGGCCAUCUAUCCACCAGUACUAAUAUAACUCUACUUUGAGGGUGAAGAUAUAGAUUUAAAUGUAUAUAAAUCUGUUGUUUGGCAUGAAAUAAACAUUUUUAAGGCAAA
Molecule: messenger RNA, 2998 nt
Organism: Bombina bombina (fire-bellied toad)
Lineage: Eukaryota; Metazoa; Chordata; Amphibia; Anura; Bombinatoridae
Gene: MTX3
Product: metaxin 3
Exons: 9
Coding region: 132-1061 (309 amino acids)
Biological process (GO): mitochondrion organization
Cellular component (GO): SAM complex
Source: RefSeq, a predicted model, not a curated record